GUUGCGUCUCGGGGGCCGAGGGAGGAGGCGCGGGCUGCGGCAUCUGGUGGCGCAGCUUAACCCCGCGUGGGCGCCGACGCUGAGGAGGAGGCGGUAACCGCAGCGAAGGCUCGAGGCCCAGGCAGGCGCAUCCGGAGGCACCGGGCUUCCCUGGCAGCCCAGACUGAGGCUCCCUUCUCCCCCUUGCAGCUUUUCCUCACAGCCGCUUUCGGUGGGGUCGGGACCCCCCAGGCUCUGCGGCCCCGAGAUGACUCGCGAUUUCAAACCCGGAGAUCUGAUCUUCGCCAAGAUGAAAGGUUACCCCCAUUGGCCAGCCCGAGUAGACGAAGUUCCUGAUGGAGCUGUAAAGCCACCUACAAAUAAACUGCCUAUUUUCUUUUUUGGAACUCAUGAGACUGCUUUUUUGGGACCAAAGGAUAUAUUUCCUUACUCAGAAAAUAAAGAUAAAUAUGGCAAACCUAAUAAAAGAAAAGGCUUUAAUGAAGGAUUGUGGGAAAUAGACAAUAACCCCAAAGUGAAGUUUUCUAGUCAACAGGCAUCUGCAAAACAGUCAAAUGCAUCUUCUGAUGUUGAGAUUGAAGAAAAAGAAAUUAGUGCUUCAAAAGAAGAUACAGAUCAUGAAGAAAAAACCAGCAAUGAAGAUGUGACUAAAACAAUGGAUAUAACCACUCCUAAGGCUGCUAGAAGAGGAAGAAAGAGAAAGGCAGAAAAGCAAGUAGAAACUGAGGAAGUAGGAAUAGUGACAGCAGCAGCAACAGCAACAUCCGUCUCUCCAAAAGUGAGUCCUAAAAGAGGAAGACCAUCAGCUACAGAAGUAAAAGUUCCAAAACCCAGAGGGAGACCCAAAAUGGUGAAACCGCCUUGUCCUUCAGACAAUGACAAUGUUACUGAAGAAGAUAAAAGUAAAAAAAAAGGUCAGGAUGAAAAACAACCCAAAAAGCAGUUAAAAAAGGAUGAAGAGGUCCAGAAGGAGGAAGAUAAGCCAAGGAAAGAGCCAGACAAAAAAGAAGGGAAGAAGGAAGUAGAGCCAAAAAGGAAAACUACAGCAAAAGCAGGCUUUGCUGCUUCAACCUCUGAUUCUGAAGAGGAGGGUGAAGAUCAAGAAGGUGAAAAAAAGAGAAAAGGAGGAAGAAAUUUUCAGGCUGCUCAUAGAAGAAAUAUAUUAAAAGGCCAACAUGAGAAAGAAGCAGCAGACAGAAAACGCAAGCAAGAAGAGCAAAUGGAAGCUGAACCGCAGAAUAAAGAUGAAAGCAAGAAGCCAGAAGUUAAGAAAGUGGAGAAGAAGCGAGAAACAUCAAUGGACUCUCGACUUCAAAGGAUACACGCAGAAAUUAAAAAUUCCCUCAAAAUUGAUAAUCUUGACGUAAACAGAUGUAUUGAGGCCUUGGAUGAGCUUGCAUCACUUCAAGUUACCAUGCAGCAAGCACAGAAACACACAGAGAUGAUUACAACAUUAAAGAAAAUAAGACGCUUUAAAGUUAGUCAGGUAAUCAUGGAAAAGUCUACAAUGCUAUACAACAAGUUUAAGAACAUGUUUUUAGUUGGUGAAGGAGAUUCUGUUAUUACACAAGUGCUGAAUAAAUCACUUGCUGAACAAAGACAACAUGAGGAAGCCAAUAAAACGAAAGAACAGGGAAAGAAAGGUCCAAAUAAAAAGCUAGAAAAGGAACAAACAGGUUCCAAGACGUUGAAUGGUGGAUCAGAUGCUCAAGACAAUAACCAACCACAACACAAUGGAGAAAGCAAUGAGGAAAGUAAAGAUAGGCAUGAAGCCAGCAUGAAGAAAAAAACAUCCAAUGAAGAGAGGGAGCCUGAAAAAAUUUCAAAGGAUUCAACGGUAGAAAACUGAUUUUGAAGAGAGGAUUGUCACAAAUUUUCAUUUAAAAAUCUGACUGCUGAAAGUUUUAAAUAAUUUUUAUAAGCAUAGGUUUUGAUGUUUAAAAACUUGUUUGAAGGGGAAACAUUCCCUUUAUAUAUCUUUGUUUUAAAAGUAAACAUUCUUGCUGAUUGUAUUUGUGCAGUAUUAACCGCUAUAUACACAGUAAAAGUGUGUCUUCGGGAAGAAAGAUUCAUUUAGGAAAUGUUUAACUGCUUUUUAUUUUUUAAGAGUUAUAGUUGUAGUAUAUUUUUUGAUUAUUGUAUGUUAAUGUGUAGUUUGUGGUGGUCAAGAGUUAUUUUUUAACUGCCACCUGUACAAACCCUUCCCGUGUUCCCAGAUAAGUGGUAUUUUUUUGUGCAUAGUUUUUACAAAUCUUGUAUUUACUGGAUUGUCUUUUCACUGUUUGUGGUUUUUGUAGAGGUUGUUAAAGCAUUUUUAUAGCAGCUAAAAUGUUUCUUCUGUAUAAGAAUACUCAUUCACUCCCUUUUAUAGAAGGUAGUAUUAAUCUUGCAAACUCCAUUUGCCAGGUCCUGCUUUUGAAACAAUCUAAAAUUGUGAUGCCUUUUUUUUUUUUUUUUUUAAAGCAGUUGGGUAACCCAGAUGGCAAUUUGGGAAGUAGUAACUUUUUUUUAACAGGCAAAAUCACGUGUGGGUUUUCUUUUUCUUUUUUUUUGUAGUAGUAGUGGUAGUUGGGCAUAGCUUUAUGAAUGAAGCUGAAUAAAUAAGGGUUAUUAAUUACCCUGUAAGAAAGCAGCAAUUUAGAAAGUUAAUGGUAACUGGAAAACAGUCAAAUCUAUGGAAUUCUUGUCAGUAAAUUAACCUUAACAUAAAGUGGAAAGAGUAGAAGCACUUAAAUCAGUACUAAUUAUCUGGUGGGUGAGGGAGUGCUACCUUCAUGAAACAAAAGGUUACUCUGAUAGAAAGUAUUCCAGAUUUAACUAAAUGAUACCAAUUUUGAAAACUAUUUGACUUUAUAAACUCAGUGGACAGUUAAUAUGUAAAUAUGCCCCCUAAAAUAAGAAAUUUAAAGGCACUUCAUAUUGUAUAAGUGUGAAAGGAGAAAUUACUGGCAAACUGAAGCAGAAUAUUAUUAGUUCACUAGGUAAACAGCAAUACUUUCAGAUACUGUGUGUUGUUAGGUUGUACACUUUUGACUACGUAUAUUUCAGGAUUUCUCAAAUUACUUUAGAAAGCAUGUCAGAUUUUUUUGUAGACAUUUACACAUUUUGGAGCUUGAAUAAACUGGUUAACUUGUAUAGAUUUAUAAGAUAUAUGAAGUACUUUGAAGAGGCAAAAAGGUACAAAUGAGAGUGUCACCUAUUAUGUUGCUUUGUCAGAAUACUGCUAUAUAUGCCAGUAAUAAUAGUUUUUGCUCCUAAUUUAAUUUUUUAAAAUCAGAUUUAUUGUGUAGUUAACCCAAAGUGUCAAUGUAAACUUAAAACCAGUUUUGAUUAAAGAUUUUUGUCAAUCUCAACCUA
This is a messenger RNA of Gracilinanus agilis (Agile Gracile Mouse Opossum), 3357 nucleotides long. RefSeq names its product PC4 and SFRS1 interacting protein 1 (gene PSIP1). The transcript has 16 exons. Gene Ontology annotation, molecular function: double-stranded DNA binding; transcription coregulator activity. Gene Ontology annotation, biological process: regulation of transcription by RNA polymerase II. Gene Ontology annotation, cellular component: nucleus. The record is from RefSeq and is a predicted model, not a curated record. NCBI's taxonomy places the organism in Eukaryota, Metazoa, Chordata, Mammalia, Didelphimorphia, Didelphidae. The coding region runs from base 248 to 1849 and encodes 533 amino acids.